GCAAAAUUCCAGCCUAUCCGGUCCCUGGUUUGAUCGUAAAAGAAAGUCACGGCCAUAUCCACGUCCAAUCAACUCUUCUCGUCUUUUUAUUUACCUCACAGACUACCGUCUCUUUUAGUCCUCUUUCCGCUUUUCCCGUCUCCAUCUGCUCUUCUCCGUCAUCUCUUAUUUAUGCAGCUCACAGGUCAGUGAUUGCCAUCUCCCCUUCGCCUCGCAAUCCGAAGAGCCACGCUCCUCCAGCUCACUGUCGCUUGGCUCCCAUUCUAUUCACUCUCAUUUCCCUCAGCUGCACAGAUUUCCUUCGUCUGACUAUUGGGGUCCUGCCUGCUACUAGCUGGCUGAUCCAUUCGAUGAGACGACGGCUCGUCUUCUAGAAUGGGUUCAUUGGAGUCGGGGCUUCCUCUCAAGAGGGACGGGGGUCUCUUCCGUUCCUCCUCAGCCGGCAAAACUGAGAGGAACCUGUUUCUGCAGAAACCCAGAUCAAGAUUCUCCCGUUUCUUCUUCCUCAAGAAGCUCGAUUACCUCCUAUGGAUUUGCACAGUCGCUGUCUUCCUAUUCUUUGUCGUUGUCUUCCAGAUGUUCUUGCCUGGCUCUGUCAUUGAGAAAUCGGAGGGUUCGCCCACUUACCUUGACUUGCUCUCCGGGGAUUUCGCUUAUCUGAAACAAAUUGGUGGGUUGGAUUUUGGGGAAGAUGUCCAGUUCAAGCCGUCGCAUCUAUUAGAGAAGUUUCAGACGGAAGCUCAGAGAGAACUCCAUCCUUCGUCCAUGGCGAAUAAGACUCAAUUGCAGCGUUUCGCUAACAGGAAGCCGCAGCUCGCCCUGGUGUUCAGUGAUCUAUUAGUUGAGCCGCAGCAGCUGCUUAUGGUUACAGUGGCAACUGCAUUGCAAGAGAUGGGGUACUCAAUUCAGGUAUACUCAUUAGAGGAUGGUCCUGUGCAUAAUAUUUGGAAGAGCAUGGGGGUUCCAGUCGCAACUUUCAAAGACGAGAAAACAAAUAUUAUGGUUGACUGGCUAAACUAUGAUGGCAUCAUUGUAAACUCUCUUGAAGCCAAGGAGUUUAUCUCUAGUUUGAUGCAGGAACCAUUCAAAUCUGUGCCUCUCAUAUGGACCAUCCGUGACAGUACGCUUGCUAUUCGUUUGAGGCAGUAUGAUUCCAGUGGUCAGACUGACCUCAUUGAAAAUUGGAAAAAGGUUUUCAACCGCGCUAGUGUAAUUUUGUUCCCAAAUCACGUGCUACCGAUGAUGUACGCAGCAUUUGAUGCUGGAAACUACUAUGUUGUCCCUGGUUCCCCUGCUGAAGCGUGGGGACUAGAUGCUACAAACACAUUAUCUAAUGAGAACCGUAUGAGAAUGGGUUACAGGUCUGACGACACUGUCAUUGUGGUAGCUGGAAGCCAGUUUCUAUAUAGGGGUUUGUGGCUUGAGCAUGCACUUGUUUUACAGGCUCUGUUACCGAUAUGUUCCACCUUCCCACUUGAGAAUAAUUCCAGUUCUCUUAAAAUCAUUGUUUUAAGUGGCAACUCCAACAGCAACUACAGUAUGGCUGUAGAGGCUAUUGCAGCGAAGUUGAACUAUCCAAGUGGUGUUGUGAAGCACAAAGGUGUCGAUGAAGAUGCAAGCACUGUAAUAAAUGCAGCUGAUCUUGUGAUAUAUGGGUCCUUUAAUGAGGAGCAAUCUUUUCCAGAAGUUAUAAUGAAAGCAAUGUCCAUGGCGAAGCCUGUCAUUGCUCCAGAUCUUGCUAUGAUAAAGAAAUACGUUGAUGACAGGGUUAAUGGGUUUCUUUUCCCCAAGGACAAGAUCAAGGAUCUUACGGGAAUUUUAUUGCAACUGAUGCCAACAGGGAUACUAUCACCUCUGGUUCACGAAGUUGCUUCAAAGGGAAAAAUCACUGCUAAAAAUCUGAUGGUUUCAGAAACAAUUCAAAGUUAUGCUCUACUACUUCAGAAUGUUCUCAAACUUCCAUCAGAAGUUAUGCGUCCUAGAGCUGUUACCGAAAUCCCUCCAAUAUUGAAAGUAGAAUGGCGGUGGCGACUAUUUCAACCAUUUUUUAAUUCCACAUAUGAAGACAGAGCAUUGAAGAGUUCUAGAUUCUUGGAUAGCUACGAGGAGCUGUGGAACCAUACACAUAUGGAGGUUUCUGGCUCUACAGGUGGUCCUGAUGAUUCAUUUAUCUAUGAAAUCUGGGUAGACCAGAAAACUGAGCAGAUACUCCAUAGUAGAAAGAGAAGAGAAGAAGAAGAACUGAAAGACCGUACUGACCAGCCUCGUGGAACAUGGGAGGAAGUAUACCGUAGUGCCAGAAGAGCUGACCGGGUUAAGAAUGAUUUACGAGAAAGGGAUGAAGGAGAGCUUGAGAGAACAGGUCAACCUUUAUGCAUUUAUGAACCGUACUUUGGAGAAGGGACGUGGUCUUUUCUGCACAGUCAAUCACUUUAUCGUGGGAUAGGCUUGUCUACAAAAGGGAGAAGACCUAUGACAGAUGAUAUUGACGCACCAGCUCGUCUACAACUUCUGAAUGACCCUUACUACCGAGAUACCCUCAAUGAAUAUGGAGCCUUUUUUGCAAUUGCAAAUCGUUUUGACCGUGUUCAUAAGAAUGCUUGGAUAGGGUUCCAUUCUUGGAGAGCAACUGCAAGAAAGGCAUCUUUGUCUAAGGUUUCAGAAAAUGCGUUGUUAGAUGCUAUUCAAUCACGAAAGUAUGGAGACACACUCUUCUUUUGGGUUCGCAUGGACACUGAUCCAAGAAAUCACAUACAACAGGACUUUUGGUCCUUCUGUGAUGCCAUAAAUGCAGGAAAUUGCAAGUUGGCUUUCUCUAAGGCCCUGAGCAAGAUGUAUGGUAUCAAAGGGGACCUUGAUUCCUUGCCGACGAUGCCUGUAGAUGGCGAUACUUGGUCUGUCAUGUCGAGUUGGGCUAUGCCAAGUAGAUCCUUCCUGGAGUUUGUGAUGUUCUCAAGAAUGUUCGUGGAUGCUCUGGAUGCAGAAAUGUAUGAUGAACACCGUCAAAGUGGACGCUGUUUUUUGAGUUUAUACAAGGUAAAUGCCGUAGCUCAAUAAUAGUUUGUGGAGUCGCAUGCCCAGCUGAGUUGGUUAUUAUAUGUAGAGGUGGCAAUCGGUCGUGUCGGUGGGUUUGUGGAUUGGUCUAAGAUGGGUUGCUGGUAUUGUCUUGAAAAUUGGGGUGGAGAGUAUUUCCGUCAGCUGUCAGCUGACUCUUUUGUAAUUGAGUGGGUUGGUUUGCAGAGGUUGGUUGAUUUUUGCCACCUCUAGUUAUAGGAUAGCAGUGGACUGAACCUGUGAAAGAUGGAUAACCAGAUAUACAUUAUUGUUGCAGGACAAGCAUUGCUAUUCUCGGAUUCUCGAGCUUCUUGUCAACGUGUGGGCAUACCACAGUGCUAGACAUAUGGUGUAUGUAAACCCAGAGACUGGAGUGAUGCAUGAGCAGCACAGCAUGCAGAGCAGGAGGGGCAAAAUGUGGACGAAGUGGUUUUCAUUUGCCACAUUGAAGAGUAUGGACGAGGAACUGGCCGAGGAGGCAGAUUCAGACCACCCUAGCAAGAGGUGGUUGUGGCCUUCCACUGGCGAAAUCUUCUGGCAAGGUAUGUAUGAGAAGGAGAGGAGCAUGCGGAAUCAGCAGAAAGAGAAGAGGAAGCAACAGAGCAAGGACAAGCUUAGGAGGAUGAAGGGUAGACACCGACAGAAAGUGUUGGGGAAAUACAGGAAGCCCUCUCCGGAGGAGAUGGCGACGAUGGAGAAUUCGACAAUGUUGAACCGCAGCAGGAAGUUGUGAUAGAGAUUGGUUUCGGAUUACAUAACCACCACAGGCUGCUCCCUAUUUCGUGGAUGUAGUAAAGAGUAGAGUGUAAUUGAUAAAUUCAUUCGUUCAUUGUUGAUUUUGCACAUCAAACUCCCGCUUGUUUUGGUUGAAAAUUGUUGCACAGAAGGCACAAUGUAUUACUGUUGUUGGCAGGGGGAUCUGUAAUUAGAUGGAUGCGUCCUUCUCGCCAAUGAGUUUUUUAGUAGUCUUCCUGACAGGUAAUGUAAUACCCUAACUCGGUUGAACACUGAUUUUACUAUAAUGUCAUUUAUCAUUUCGCUAAAAUAUUAAAUCAACCAUAAUGC
This is a messenger RNA of Linum tenue, 4119 nucleotides long. The record is from the annotation of a GenBank genome assembly. NCBI's taxonomy places the organism in Eukaryota, Viridiplantae, Streptophyta, Magnoliopsida, Malpighiales, Linaceae.